GAGUGCCACACACACACACACACACACACAGUCAGCCUCUCACAGGAGAGCUUCACCAGCGGACUGUGUUUGGAGUAGAACGGGACUUUCACUUCUUCAGUUUGCUGAACAGGAUCUUUGGAGGGCAGGAUGGAAAACACGUGUGAGGUGUGGAAACGGUGAGGAAACACAGUGAACCGGCACAGUAGAGACUGCGGCUGAUGCCUCAAAGCACACUGACCCUCGACCCUGCGAUGCCCACCGAGCUGGUGAAAGACACCAUGACGAUCCCCGGAGCUCCCGAGAGAAUCCUGCAAGAGAAAACCAACAACAACGAGCCUCCACAACCGCAGCUGCUGGCCAUCACCAUUCCCCUGGUCAACGAGGGGCAGCUGACGGCGGCCACCGGCGGAGCUGAGCUGUCCUGCUACCGCUGCACCGUGCCGUUCGGCGUGGUGGCCCUGAUCGCGGGGAUCGUAGUGACGGCCGUCGCGUACAGCUUCAACUCGCAUGGCUCCACCAUAUCAUACUUCGGACUGGUGCUGCUCUCGGCUGGGCUCGUGCUGCUUGUGCUGAGCGCUGUUUGCUGGAAGGUGCGGAUGGAGAGAAAGAAAGAGAGGAGACGAGAGAGUCAGACAGCACUGAUGGCCCAUCAGAGGAGCAUCUUCGCCUGAUUCGACACAAGCACAAAAUCUUCACGAUGAACAAGUCAAUGCAUCACGUUUGGGACGACGUCCAGAUGUUUUGCCAUAGAUUGUAAAAAAAAAAGAUGGACGACUCAUCUCUGCUUCCUUUCAGCUGAAGCCAAUGUUCCCGCUGUCUAUUUGCAUAGCAUCAAAUAGCCAACCAAAAAUAAACUUUUUAGAAAAAUUAACACUUGAACAUACAUCAGAGUGAUAAGAACUACCUAAAAAGAUGGGAACUGUCUUUGGAAAAAAUUAUUUGAAGUGUAAUUAGAUUUUUUUCCCCACAUCCCAUUGGUUUACAUGGAGAGGACGUGGUUUAUGACCUCUACUGCCGCCAGCCACUAGGGGAUGAUCGAGAAACGAAGAGAGA
Molecule: messenger RNA, 1035 nt
Organism: Sinocyclocheilus grahami
Lineage: Eukaryota; Metazoa; Chordata; Actinopteri; Cypriniformes; Cyprinidae
Product: transmembrane protein 100-like
Exons: 2
Coding region: 201-653 (150 amino acids)
Biological process (GO): cellular response to BMP stimulus
Cellular component (GO): plasma membrane
Source: RefSeq, a predicted model, not a curated record